Rangifer tarandus platyrhynchus (Svalbard reindeer) is the source of this 1017-nucleotide messenger RNA. NCBI's taxonomy places the organism in Eukaryota, Metazoa, Chordata, Mammalia, Artiodactyla, Cervidae. The record is from the annotation of a GenBank genome assembly.
AUGGCCGCCCGCGAGCCAGGCCCGCGCGGCGCUGAGCACAGGCCCAGGCACUCCUCGGGAGCUGGAAGUGACCGGCCCCGCUGGCCGCAAACGUGGCCACUGGGCCGGGACCGCCUCCCCAAGGAGCGUCCGGCCUGGGGCGCGGGGCGCGGGCCUGGCUCCUCCCCGCCGGCUCCGGCCGCUCCGCCCCCGAGCUGGCUCUGUCUGGGCUGCGCUCGCCGAAGCGCGAACGGCGGCGGGAACGACGGAGACCACGGCACCCCUGGGGCUGUGUCCUCGGAGGCGAUCUCCGUGGGCACGGCGCAGGGGCUGGUCGCCCCCCGCUUCAGGCAGCAGCGCCCGGGGAGUCCCCGCGCCGCCCCCUCCACUAGGCACCCCGGAGCCAGAGCCGGGCGGGACCCCACACCCCCACGGCAAGCAGGGCCACCGGGCGGUCUCCCCGCGCUGCCCACCGCCCCCGCCCGGGCAGCCACCCCUGUCCCGGGCAGUGCCCACUCUCGGACCCCGGGCCCACUUACCCUCCGCCUCCUGGGGUAUAUAGCCGCUGCCUGCCCCUGGGGGCCCACCCCUACCUCGCAGGUCCGCGCCGCGCCCUCCACCCGGCGCCCUCCCGCGCCCGGGAUGCGGAGCCCUCGCCUGGGUCCCCGACGCGCGCGCGCCGGUCUCUCCCGCGCACCUGUAAGAACGCCGGGGGCGGGCGGGCUGCCUCCCGCGCACCUGCGCGAGCGCCCGCGGGGGCCCGCGCGUCUUUCCGGGGCCCGGAGACGCCAGUCGGCCCAGCGAGUGCUCCCGGCGCCCCCGGCCCGGGCAGCGCGCGCUCGACCGCCGCGGCGGCGGGGCCCGGCACUCACCGCGUCCUGGAGGCCGCGCCGGGCGCUGGCGGAUCUGAGAAACGCGCCGAGGCGGGGACGCGGGCGGGAGGGCGGCUGCAGCCCGGGGCCGGGAGCGCGUGCUCGGGAGCGCGCCGGCGCGCCCCGGCCCCCGGCCGCCAGCCCAGAGCCCUCGCCGCUCGCUUAA